Messenger RNA from Chironomus riparius, 1773 nucleotides. Lineage: Eukaryota; Metazoa; Arthropoda; Insecta; Diptera; Chironomidae. The record is from the annotation of a GenBank genome assembly.
UAUUGUUAUUAUAAAACUCUCUCAGCAAAAAAAAACUUUCGUAAAUGACACAAAACUAUACAUUUAACGCGAGCAUAUAAGAAGAAAGGAAGGGAUAAUCGCUAGAAAUAUUCCAUAAAAAAAUAUUAAUAUAAAUUCCAUUGCAAAAUUAUGGAGGAACUACGAGAAAGCUCAAUUCACCACACAGCACUGAAAUUCUCAGAGGAUGUGAAGCAAAUGAAAAUCUACAAUAAUCUUUAUAAAACUGUUCAGAAACUAGCAUGUUCACCUGAGGUAUGCAAAGAUGACAUGAAAAACACAUUGGAGCUAGCAAUGAAAAAGCAUGGUCUUGAAACAGAAAUACGAAAUAUAGUUUUUCAUUUGAUUCGGACAUCUAUAAAGAGCGAUGUAAAAUUUUCAAUGCAAGCUACGGACCCUUUAAAUUACCUCAGACGUGCUGGUGUUCAGUGGGAAAGAAGAGUCAGGAAGUCAUUAAAUACAAUGAGUGCAGAAUUAAAAACGACUUUACAAGGUCAAGUAAGGAACCAACAAGAAAAGGAGGAAUUACAAGCAAAAUGGGCAGAAUUGAGCAAUUUUCAAGUUGAUUUAUCAAAUUAUCGACCCGUGUAUGCUCCAAAAGAUCUCCUUGAAGUUCUUAUAUCACUCAAAGGCCCAGCAAGUCAGAAGCAUGAUGACGAUGGUGUCAUUCCUCGUUGGGAAUUCUCUCACAUAUCAUUGCCUGUAAGAAAUCUACAAGAACUUCGAACAGUCUUUUCUGAGCUUUUAAGGAAUGAAAUGACUGUUACUGAUUGGUCAGUAACAUGUGAAAGGAUUCUUACGACUCGCCAUGCUCCACUUUGUCAACAGAUUUUGAAGAAAGGAUUGACACCAACACAACUUCGAGGGAAGAUCUGGUCUAUUGUUCUUGGAAGUGAAUUGGAGGAACAUCAUCGAGAAUACUGGGAUCAACUGAAGACAACCGUCCUUAGUACGGACUCAAUUGUUGAUAAAUUAGUGUUUAAAGACGUGCAAUUAACAGCAACAAAUGAUGAUCAAUAUUUUGUUUUUGAGGAUGUCAUUUACCAAGUUAUGCUGUGCUUUUCUCGUGAUUCAGAAAUUGCUGACAUGAUUAAAACUGAUUGGCUGAAUACCUCAAAAUUAAAGCAAUAUGAAACACCACCAAAUAAUAUUGUUCCAUUUCAUGGGAUCUGCAUGUUUGCUUCCCCAUUUUGCUAUCUUUUUGACUCGCCGAUUGCUCUGUACUAUACAUUUAGAGCUUUCUAUGUUCGUUAUUGCCAUAGAUUAACAACAAUCAACACUCACAACCAAGGAAUCGUGAGUCUUUGUCUGCUAUUUGAGAAGCUCCUUCAAACUCAUGAGCCAAUUUUAUGGUCUCAUUUUAGAGAAUUGCAGAUUCAACCGAUUCGUGUGGUUUUCAAAUGGCUUAUGCGAGCAUUCAGUGGACAUUUGCAUCCACAGGAAUUGCUUAUACUCUGGGAUCUCAUCCUUGGAUAUGACUCUUUGGAGAUCCUUUCGUUACUAGCCAUAAUAAUAUUAAGUUUUCGCAAAGAAAGUCUCAUGCAAGUAUCCACAAUUGAGAGCAUUGAGGCAGUACUUGCAGACUUAUCCUCAAUUAAAGUACUUCCAUUGGUGCAACUAGCUUUGUCACGUGAUUAAACUAACUUAGCCUCUUUUUUGUUCAUUUUUUUCUUGUUAUUAACUUUACUACUGAUUAAUAAUAAAAAUACAGUCAUAGUAAAUAAUUAACUUAAUUCCUGAAAUUCCUUAACAUUU